Lolium perenne is the source of this 568-nucleotide messenger RNA. RefSeq lists its product as uncharacterized. The record is from RefSeq and is a predicted model, not a curated record. Lineage: Eukaryota; Viridiplantae; Streptophyta; Magnoliopsida; Poales; Poaceae.
CCGGCGAUCCAUUCCAUUCCAUUUGGUCGACCGAGAUCGAGCAGCUUAAACACCAGGAUCGGAAAAGCAGUACGUGGCAAUCUUGAUUCUCUCUUGAAGGGGGGUUCUUUGGGGAAACAUGGAGCGCAAGAACUCGUUCGGCACGUCGUGGGCGGACCAGUGGGACACUGGCAGCGACCCGAGCCCGCGCGCCGCAAGCGACGGCGGCAAGAAGCAGGGCGGCGGCGGCAGCGUCGAGAAGACCAAGGCGGCCGCGGCCACCGGGCUGAAGAAGGUGAAGGAGGGCACUGCGCACGGCUUCCAGUGGAUCAAGGGCAAGGUGCAGAAGAAGAAGCAGGGCGGCGCCGGCGCCAGCGACGGGAUAGCCGCCGGGUAUUAGCCCAGGCCCUGCUUCCUCUUGCCGGAUGGAUGAUCCGUGGAUCGGUUGAUUUGGCGAUCUGUGCUUCCUCUUCAGUCUUUGUAUAUAAGUUUUGCUGUUGGAUUUAGGAUGUUUCACACCACCUUGUACAUGAUCGAUCGAUCGAUCUCUUGGAUAUCUACCUUUUAUUGAUUGGUUCGUUGUUCCGUC